AUGCAGGGGCAAACCAAGCACUACCCCAAGAACUGCCUGCUGACCGUCAUGGACCGCUACUCGGCCGUGGUGCGCAAUAUGGAGCAGGUGGUAAUGAUCCCCAGCCUCCUGCGGGACGUGCAGCUGAAUGGGCAGGGGCAGCAGGCUCAGGAUGGGGCCCCCGACCUCUACAACUACUUCACCAUGCUCAAGGCCAUCCGCGUGGAUGUGGACCAUGGGCUGCUGCCCCGCGAGGAGUGGUGGUCCAAGGUGGCAGGUGGCAGAGCCCAUGAGGCUGAGCAGGAAGCUGGAGAGACAGAGGAGGUCGAGGACAAGAGGGUCUUGGGGCAGCUGGACCUAGAAGCUCAGUUCCACCUGCACUUUUCCAGCCUUCAUCACAUCCUCACCCACCUUACCCUGAAAGCUGAGGAGGUGACGAGGAAAUACCAGGAGAUAAUGGGACAGGCCAUGUAG
Molecule: messenger RNA, 453 nt
Organism: Ailuropoda melanoleuca (giant panda)
Lineage: Eukaryota; Metazoa; Chordata; Mammalia; Carnivora; Ursidae
Gene: THRSP
Product: thyroid hormone responsive
Exons: 1
Coding region: 1-453 (150 amino acids)
Biological process (GO): regulation of lipid biosynthetic process
Cellular component (GO): cytosol
Source: RefSeq, a predicted model, not a curated record